This is a messenger RNA of Kogia breviceps (pygmy sperm whale), 3076 nucleotides long. NCBI's taxonomy places the organism in Eukaryota, Metazoa, Chordata, Mammalia, Artiodactyla, Physeteridae. The record is from RefSeq and is a predicted model, not a curated record.
CCCAGUCCCAGGCUGGCAUGACUUAGGCACGCAGAGUUUGUGAAUUAAUGCCUGUGAGUGUGUGUACAGGAGGGCGGGUUACUGGGGAGGGUGACGUGGUGGGGCAGGCGCCUGCCAGUAUGGGGUUGACCCCGAUGGUGUGCCCAGCGUGGGUGUGUCUGUGAUUGUGGCCAGGCAGGGCACCCUCCAAGGGAGAGGAGGGCUUGCAAGUGGAAUGCGACCCCCCAGCCUCUUUCCCCUAGGGGCUGUAAUCUGAUCCCUGGGGACUCCCCCCAGCCUCCCUCCCUCGCUCUCGCUGCAGCUCCUUCUCUUCCAGAUCCUGGGGCAGAGUCCAGGGUGGCUCAAGGCUCCUCCACACACGCCCGCUGAACCCUGAGCUCCCUGAGCUGCAGGGAUGGGGCGGGCUGAGGCCUCCGCCAUGAUCCCAGGCCUGGCUCUGCUCUGGGUGGCAGUGCUGGGGGGUGCUGCCCCCAGCACGCCACGCCUUCGCCUCUCCUUCCAAGAGCUCCAGGCCCAGCAUGGUCUCCGGACCUUCAGGCUGGAGAGGACCUGCUGCUACGAAGCUUUGCUGCUGGAUGAGGAGCGUGGGCGCCUGUUUGUGGGCGCCGAGAACCAUGUGGCCUCCCUCAGCCUGGACAACAUUAGCAAGCGGGCCAAGAAGCUGGCCUGGCCGGCCCCUGUGGAAUGGCGAGAGGAGUGCAACUGGGCAGGGAAGGACAUUGGCACUGAGUGCAUGAACUUCGUGAAGUUGCUGCAUGCCUACAACCGCACCCACUUGCUGGCCUGUGGCACAGGGGCCUUCCACCCAACCUGUGCAUUUGUGGAGGUGGGCCAGUGGCUGGAGGAGCCCAUGCUCCGGCUGGACCUUCGAAGGCUAGAGGAUGGCAAGGGCAAGAGUCCUUAUGACCCCAGGCAUCGGGCUGCCUCCGUGCUGGUGGGGGAAGAGUUGUACUCGGGAGUAGCCGCAGACCUCAUGGGCCGGGACUUUACCAUCUUCCGCAGCUUGGGUCAGCGUCCAAGUCUCCGAACGGAACCACAUGAUUCCCGCUGGCUCAACGAGCCCAAGUUCGUCAAGGUCUUUUGGAUCCCGGAGAGUGAGAACCCGGACGACGACAAGAUCUACUUCUUCUUCCGUGAGUCAGCAGUGGAGGCCACGCCGGCCCUGGGACGCCUGUCUGUGUCCCGCGUUGGCCAGAUCUGCAGGAACGACGUGGGUGGCCAACGCAGCCUGGUCAACAAGUGGACUACGUUCCUGAAGGCGCGGCUGGUGUGCUCAGUGCCCGGUGCUGAGGGCGAUACGAACUUUGACCAGCUCCAGGACGUGUUCCUGCUGUCCUCGCGGGAUCGCUGGACCCCGCUGCUCUAUGCUGUCUUCUCCACGACCAGCAGCAUCUUCCAGGGCUCCGCAGUGUGCGUGUACAGCAUGAAUGAUGUGCGCCGGGCCUUCCUGGGACCCUUUGCACACAAGGAGGGGCCCGUGCACCAGUGGGUGUCCUACCAGGGCCGUGUCCCCUACCCCCGACCUGGCAUGUGCCCCAGCAAGACCUUUGGCACCUUCAGUUCCACCAAGGACUUUCCUGAUGAUGUCAUCCAGUUUGCCCGGAACCACCCCCUCAUGUACAAUUCGGUCCUGCCCAUGGGGGGGCGCCCCCUCUUCCAACAAGUGGGUGCCGGGUACACCUUCACCCAGAUCACUGCGGACCGUGUAGCGGCUGUUGAUGGAUACUACGACGUCCUCUUCAUCGGCACAGAUGCUGGCACCGUGCUGAAGGUGAUCUCCGUCCCCAAGGGUGGCCGGCCUAAUGCUGAGGGGCUGCUCCUGGAGGAGCUGCACAUGUUUGAGGACUCAGCUGCUGUCACCAGCAUGCAAAUCUCCUCCAAGAGGCACCAACUGUACGUAGCCUCUCGGAGCGGGGUGGCCCAGAUCCCGUUGCACCGCUGCGCUGCCCACGGCCGCGCCUGUGCCGAAUGCUGUCUGGCACGUGACCCUUACUGCGCCUGGGAUGGGGCCGCGUGCACGCGCUUCCAGCCCAGUGCCAAGAGGAGGUUCCGACGGCAGGAUGUAAGGAACGGCGACCCCAGCACACUGUGCACCGGGGACUCAUCCCAUCCUGCGCUGCUGGAGCGGAAGGUGUUCGGUGUGGAGGGAGGUAGCGCCUUCCUGGAGUGUGAGCCCCGCUCGCUGCAGGCGCGCGUGGAGUGGACUUUCCAGCGCGCGGGGGAGGCGGCCUACACUCAGGUGCCCGCAGAGGAGCGAGCCGAACGUACUACGCGGGGCCUGCUGCUUCGCUGGUUGCGGCGUGGGGACUCAGGCGUGUACCUGUGCGCAGCCGUGGAGCAGGGCUUUUCGCAGCCAAUGCGUCGGCUGGUGCUGCACGUGUUGAGUGCUGCGCAGGCUGAAAGGCUGGCCCGGACCGAGGAGGCUGCGCCCGUCGCGCCGUCGGGCCCCAAGCUCUGGUACCGGGACUUCCUGCAGCUGGUGGAGCCGGGCGGCGGUGGUACGAAGUCCCUGCGAAUGUGUCGUCCGCAGCCCGCGCCGCGCCCACCGCCUCCCGAGUCCCGCAGGAAGGGCCGCAACCGGAGGACACACGCCCCAGAACCGCGUGCUGAGCGGGGGCCGCGCAGCGCAGCGCACUGGUGACUCGGCCAUCCCCACGCUGGGGACUGGGGAGGUGGCAGCAGCAGGGAGAGGGGGCGGUCAGACCCUGGGAAGCAGCUAGGGCCCUGGCACACAGCGGUUCGUGGUGGAGGGAAGACACCGACCCGACAGGUCCUGGCCAAGAGGCAGCCAUGCUGGCUUAUUUAUUAACAGAGAAUAAUCCUUGAAUGUAACCCCGAUAGGGGCGGCCCAGGCUGUGCACAGGGUCCAGCUGGUCAGGAGGAGGCAGAGAAGCAGGGUCCCCGAGCAACGACCUGGUUGGGGGAGGUGCCCAGAAUGCCCACCCUGGCGGAAGGGCCCCCUCUUUGGGCAGUGAGCAGAAAGCUGUGAACAGGCUGGGGGGGUGGGGGUGGGGCAGGCCGACUGUACUAAUGCAAUAAACAUGUUAUCAGCUGAAGCUGGAACGGCCCCAUCCGA